Neurospora tetrasperma FGSC 2508 is the source of this 1478-nucleotide messenger RNA. RefSeq lists its product as uncharacterized. The transcript has 3 exons. The record is from RefSeq and is a predicted model, not a curated record. Lineage: Eukaryota; Fungi; Ascomycota; Sordariomycetes; Sordariales; Sordariaceae. Gene Ontology annotation, biological process: protein demethylation. Bases 84 to 1478 code for a protein of 464 amino acids. Gene Ontology annotation, molecular function: protein methylesterase activity.
ACGUUACAGCCAUUAGCAGCACACUGCUGUAUUACCAGGGGGGAAAGCAGAGUGCGAAUGAGGGGAAUCUAUCCAAACAUCCUAUGACGGAAGCCUCUACAGCUCACACCAUGAGUGAGCUUCAAAAGCAGUGGGCAAAGGCGAGGCUCGGCAGCCAGGCGCUGGGGCAGCCGCCAGCAGAGAUACCGACCACAACUACGAUGCCCGAGUUCAACGAGGCGGACGAAGACAAAGAAAUGGCGGGGCCCAGUCCAGGCGGAUUUCCCUUUGACGACGACUCCUCAUCAGCGUCCUCUGUUUCAUCUACAGGAACUGUAAUUCCUUCUCCAGGGAGAGCUCUGUUUGCGCGACCACAGGGAUUUGCCAGUCGAUCCAUGGAUCCUAUACCCUGGACAACUUACUUUGAACGAGAACUCUUUCUCAAGGAGGAAGCUGGACCCGACAGUGGAAGCCGCACCAGUAACAAGAACAAGCCAGCAUCAAUAACCUACCACGCCUACCUCACCUCGCCAGUCGGCAAAGGUCCGCUCUUCGUCACGCACCACGGCGCCGGUUCCUCCGGCCUCUCCUUCGCCGUCCUCAGCUCCGAGAUCCGCAAACGUCUACCCAACGCCGGCAUCCUCUCCCUCGACGCACGCGGCCAUGGCUCAACCACGGUUACUGCCGCUUCUUCAGUUCCAGGUGAAGGAGAUGUGACCACAGGACAAGCACCACCAACGCCGCUAGACCUCAGCCUCUCCACCCUUGCCACCGACCUCUUCACCGUCAUCCAACUCACCCGUACCGCCAUGCACUGGCCCGAACUCCCACCCAUCAUCCUUGUAGGUCACUCCCUCGGCGGCGCCGUCGUCACCGAGCUCGCCAAAUCCUACCGUCUCGGCCCUUCUCUCCUCGGCUACGCCGUGCUAGACGUAGUCGAAGGUUGCGCCAUGGACGCCUUACAAAGCAUGCAAACCUAUCUCUCCACACGGCCGCAAGGGUUCGCCACUCUGAAGGACGGCAUCGACUGGCACGUGCGAUCGCGGACGAUCCGGAACUCGACGUCAGCCAGAACAAGCGUGCCCGGGCUUUUGGCGCCCGUGGAGGAGCUGCAGAGGCCGGAGCUGCAACAACUGCCAAGAGGGGUGGCGGGGACGGAGGGGACGGCGAAGCCGUGGCGGUGGAAGACGGAUUUGGCGGCGACGCAGCCGUUCUGGGAAGAUUGGUUUGUGGGGUUGAGCAAGAAGUUCUUGGAGGCCAGGGGGGGCAAGAUGUUGUUGCUUGCGGGAACGGAUCGGUUGGAUACUGAGUUGACUAUUGGGCAGAUGCAAGGUAAAUAUGCCCUGCAAGUGUUUCCCGAAGCGGGACAUUUCAUUCAUGAGGACUUGCCGGAGAAAACGGCGAUUGCACUUGUGGACUUUCAUCGGCGCAACGACAGGAGUCAACUAGUACUCCCACCCAAGGUCUCGGAUCUGUUGGCUCAAGGGAAGAAAGUAUAA